AUGACAAUCGCCGCAUCACAACACCACGCUAUUGAGACGGCCGAGCGAGUCACGUCGGUCUUCUCGGUGGUCGGCGCAUGCUUCAUCAUCACGACGUUCCUCUCUGACAGCAAGUUCCGCAAACCCAUCAACCGACUUGUCUUUUAUGCAGCAUGGGGAAAUCUAUUCGCCAACGUGGCAACCUUGAUCGCAAGAUCCGGCAUUGCGGCCGGAGUGACAACGCCAUUAUGCCAGUUCCAGGGCUUUCUGAUUCACUGGUUCCUUCCCGCUGAUGCCCUAUGGACCUUUGCGAUGGCUUGCAAUGUCUAUCUUUCCUUCUUUCACCAGUACGACGCCUCCCAACUCCGGGGCCUGGAGUGGCGCUACUUAGGAGCGUGUUACGGUAUCCCGUUCCUUCCGGCAUUGGUAUUUUUGUUCAUCAACUCUGGGGGCAGAGGAAAAGUGUAUGGAGACGCUGUGCUCUGGUGUUGGGUCACCACGAAAUGGAAUGUGCUUCGAAUCGCCACCUUCUACGGCCCGGUCUGGCUUAUCAUCUUGGUGACAAUGUUCAUCUACGUCAAAGUGGGCAUUGUGGUCUUCCGUUGGCGCAAACAGCUCCUAUCCCUAGGUCGGAGUGAAAGCAAGCAGGAGGUGCCGUCAUACGGUUAUGCCAUGAAGCAGUUCCCAGCUUCGCCAACAUCGCCGUCCGUUUCUCCAAAAACAUACGAAGUCACCAUCAGCAGCCAAGUCCCACACUCACCGGAUCGGAAACAACCACAGCUGAGCCCACCAAACAACGAAUACCAUGGUGAUGCUUCACCCACGAAUGCGCAUCAUGAAAGGUUCCCGUCGACUCAGGAACCUGGGUACCCUGAAACGAACACCCAGGUGGUCAUCGAGAGACCGCAGGCUAAGAUGGUGGAUGCUAACAAGGCGACACUGAGCUACUGCAAAACGGCCAUGCUAUUCUUUCUCGCUCUCCUUUGUACAUGGUGUGUGAUUCUCAUCGACAUUGGUUGGCACGGUGGGCUUACUAUCCUUAGGGUUCCUUCCACGAUCAACAGAGUGUAUACGCUUGUUCGCCCGAAUGAUUCCAUUUUCGGGUUGGACUUUGCUUCCGGUCUGGUGCUCCCCCUGCAAGGAUUCUGGAACACGGUCAUCUAUAUUGUCACCAGCCUGCCGGCGUGCAGGGCCUUGUGGGCUGUGAUCAUCACUACCUUUAUUCCUCAAGCCCCCCGACCGGACAGGACGACCCCGACACUUGCGAUCUCAACCAAACACAACCACCGCAUUCUCGGCUCGGAAGACACGAGAGCCGAUAUCCACGUCAGCAUGGAUGGAAAGAACCGCAUUGUCAACUACCGCCACCAGCACGACGAUGACAUCCCAGAAGAGACCAGCAGCCCGCUAGGUCCAGGUCCAGGGUUCGUACAUGCCCGAUGA
Molecule: messenger RNA, 1422 nt
Organism: Cladophialophora carrionii CBS 160.54
Lineage: Eukaryota; Fungi; Ascomycota; Eurotiomycetes; Chaetothyriales; Herpotrichiellaceae
Exons: 3
Coding region: 1-1422 (473 amino acids)
Biological process (GO): cell surface receptor signaling pathway; adenylate cyclase-activating G protein-coupled receptor signaling pathway
Cellular component (GO): plasma membrane
Molecular function (GO): G protein-coupled receptor activity
Source: RefSeq, a predicted model, not a curated record